CCCUACCACCGGCUGCCGCGGUGCUGGCACGAGACAGGAUUUCUACGGGGGCCGAGCACGGACGCGGCUGUGCCGCCUGGUUCUUGCAGUCGACUUUAAGACCGCGAUGCGACGGUCGAGCUAACGGUCAAGAGAAGCCGGAGCAGCCGCCUUCCACGUCCGCGCCCGCGCGACUCUCGCGAGGUUCGUCGACUCAAAGUGAUCAGAAUCGGACUUCCGUUUUCUUUCCUUCCACCUUCCUCGCGUUCCUCGCGUAGGACAUGAUCGACUCGUGAAACGCGCUCUCGACCGCAUUCCGUGCAUUCCGGUUACGCCUACGACCCUACGAAGGGUCGAAGGGAACGCUCGCUCGCGCGAGCAGUCAGGUGAAUUCUCAGCGAGGUGCGACCGGACUUCCUCCUCGGCACCAUGGCCCAGACUGCUCGUUCGUAGAGAAGAAUACGAGCAACUAUGGAUGCAAUUCCAAAGGAGCUAUUGCUGCUGCUAGCGGGCGCGUUUGUCGUUGCGGCGACGACAUCCGCCUGUCCAUGGUCGCAGCAUGCGGUGGAUCUCGAGAAUUCGUGCAUCUGCGACUACAAUCUAGCUGGCGAGCUCUCGGUGCAGUGCGACAUCGUCGAUUAUGAACAGCUAUUAUCGGCGAUGCGGCGUUACGCCACCAAAACGCCGAUUGAUCUCUUCUACAUUAAUAAUAGUACGAUCGGCGCCCUAAGAAACGGUACGUUUGCCACCAUGAGGAUUAACAAUAUACAGCUGUCUGGGUGCCGCAUCAGGAGCAUCGAGCUAGAAGCCUUCAAAGGCCAAGAAAAUAAUCUGAAGAGCUUAAAUCUCAAAGAUAAUGAGCUCACGGAAAUCCCCGGCGCCAAUUUGAAGACCUUGAAGAACCUCACUGUGCUCGAUCUUUCAAUGAACAAGAUCACUAAGGUCAACGACAACGCCUUCGCCGGCACCAAACUGAUAACGCUGAAACUCUCCGACAACGAGGUCACUCUCGCUCCGGGAUCGUUUCGCGGCCUGGAGAGAACUCUGAAGAAUCUCAAUCUCAAAGGAACGCGGCAGAAGAAAGUGCCGGAAGCGCUCAGAGGACUGAGGACUCUGGCUUUCCUCGAUCUUUCGCAGAACAGCAUACGCGAGCUUCCCGGCACGUCUGGAAUCAAAGCAUUCGAGGGUCUCGACUCCCUCACAGGAUUGAAUCUCGAGAGAAACCUGAUCCAGAAUAUCGGCCCGGACGCGUUCCACGGCAUCAAGAACACUCUCAGCUCCCUCAGUCUGCUGAACAAUCUCAUCCCGGAUUUCCCUACGGCGGCUAUCAACAGCGUUCAAGAUCUUAGAGUGUUGGAUAUCGGAUUCAAUCUGAUCACGGAACUACCGGUCAACGCCUUUCAAGGAAAUCCAUCGAUCACAUUGCUAGCAAUCGACGGUAACCCGUUGUCCACGGUACCGGAAGAGGCGCUCGCCCAACUGAACGGUACUCUGCGCGGACUGAGUCUGGGCGGACGAUUUCUCGUCUGCGACUGCCGUUUACGCUGGAUCGUCGAGUGGAUCAAGACGCGAGACCUGCAGGUCACUAGUCGUGAGCGCAAACCGCAGUUUUGCGGCAGUCCACAACGAUUGCAGGACAAGAGCUUCUAUAACAUCGACCCCGACGACAUGAAUUGCGAGCGUCCAUCGGAGUUGAUCGGAAUCGGAACGGUGGAGAGCGUGGACACCAGAGAACCAACGGAAACGGUAGUUGGAGAUAUUGGUACCUAUCCUCCGUCCGCACGACCUACGACUUCCACAACCGAGCUAAUCACCAGCACGGCAUUGUCCACGACUACAGUGACAGUGUCGUCGACAACCGAGCAGAGACGGACGACACCGUCGGCACCAUCCUCGACCUACAUCCCGACAACCCGACCGACUGUCGCGCGAACCGGAAACGUCGUGGUCGUGAGGACCACUCCGUCACCACCGAAGCAAUCGCAGGAGCACAUACAACAGCAUCAGCCAAGGCCGCCGUUAGUCCUCGGAUCGCCAUUGUAUAAAUCGAAAUUGAAUGAAAAGGAUAUUAUCGUGAAGGAUGUGCUCAGACAAGACAACGCGGUCAUCAUAUACUGGGACACGGAAGCAACUAACAUUCUGGGUUUCAGAGUAAUCUAUCGACUGUUCGGGGAUAAUAGUUUCAAGCAAGCACCGCCACUCGAGGCUAGCGAACGAGAAUUCAAGAUCAAAAAUGUGCCCUCCCAGGAGUGCAUCGUGGUUUGCGUCAUCUCGCUGGAGGAGACCAACAUCACACCGGCUAAUGUGCCGUACAACCAGUGCCGCGAGGUCAGAACGGAGAACUCGCCCACCUCGAACAUGGAUAAGAUCACGAUCGCCGCGAGCGCGGCGAUCUGCGCCACAAUCGUCGUCGCAGUGAUCAUCUUCGUGGUCGCGAAUCGACGCCGCGCCCGUAAGCUACAUACUUUGCAUAGCAUUGAUCAAACGAAAAUGGGCGGCCCGAUCGCCGGUCUACCAGUCAACUGUUGUUCGAACAUGGGGCCAACACCUAGUCCUGGCGGGCCUCUAUCAUCGAUGGCCACUCUAAGCGCCUACAAUGCCCAGAAGGAGUGGGACCAGGUAUCGGCCUACAGCAACAGGAGCAUACCACGGCCGAGAAUUUUCCCUAUCGAUCGACAAGGAUCGAUCACCAGAGCAUCCUGCCUUGAUGACGUGCGUUCUCAAGCCGGGCACUAUAGUAGCAAAGUGUCCGCCCGAUCGAUUGCCGAUGGUCAAUCUCAGCAUAGCUUCUCUAACAAUUCUACGCGAUACUUUUCCAACACUGCGCUAGCUUCCAAUCUCGUCAGCACGAGACCAGAAUUACGACAAUCGCGCCAGUCGCUGGCGGCCGCCUCAGAUCGGAUGUCGCGGUCAAAUUUCAGCAGCAACCAUCUGCCUCCACACUCGUCGGCCCGGCGACAGCGACCACGAUCGCGUAAUCGCAAUCUGGAGCCAAAUCCGCCGCGACCUGGCAGCCGGUACAGCCUAGCCGACUCCACGCAUACUCUCAACAAUUAUGAUGAAAACAACUGGACCGAUCACGACAUGGAUAUUUACAUGGCUCGCAAUCCUACCACGAGAAGUGGCCUGGUGCCGCUCUAAAUAUUCGUGGUCCUCAUAUCUCGUCGUUCAUUUUUGCUCAAGCGUGUUUAGUAGAGUCCAGUCUCAACUGUUCUCGCUCAUGUGGCGCGCUUUUAAAUUUAGAUAAUCUUGACAGACGCUUUGAUCAAGGAGGGCCAAGUCCUGAACGCGUCAAUCGUCUCGUUUUGGAAAAUGUUCGUCGUGAUGGUAGUAACAUACCUUCUCGCUGAACUUACGAUAUCAAAUUGAAGGUCCUGAUGUGACUAAUUCUAUUAACAGAAUUCUGAUGUGUUUAGUGUGACAGGAAAACAUUUCUUCGGCAUUUAACACAUUCGAAACUUACUCGGUUUCGAUCAUGAUCGACGUUAAUACGAUGCGGCAAGCGUUACCAUGUAAUGCUUGCGUAGAUGCGUGCAAUCAGUUAGAAUUGUGAGUCAAGUUGAAAAGCGGCUUUAGACGUAUAUCCCUGUGUAGAUCUAAGCGACCUUAUGUAAGAAUACUCUUAAUUACCAAAUCAUUGAAGUGGGCGAGCCGAGAGUAUUCUUUCGGACGGUUCGAGUGCACGCACUUCCGAAAGUUCUUAUUUUUAUCGAUAUUUCGCACGAUGGACACCGAAAUUAUAUUAUCCAAAGACUGCAAUCGAAGUGUCUAUCUCUAGAGAAAUGCUAUCGCGACCAAGUGAACUGACAUACUGUGAGAAUGUCGCUCCUAAUCAUUUCGAAUUAAAAACUCUACAAUCAGAACCAUAAGGCGAGUACGGACAAAAUUCUGUGAGAGAGAGAAAUAUACUGUCAUUAGUUUUUCUUCAUAUCUUUUCCUUAUCUUUUUCUACCAACACUCGCUCUCUCUCUCUCUCUCUCUCUCUCUCUCUCUCUCUCUCUAUAUAUAUAUAUAUAUAUAUAUAUAUAUAUAUAUAUGAAAUAAACACAUCAAUCAAAACUAGCUUACGUUUUAUGGUUUUGAUUGUAGGUGUAACAAAAGACUUUAAAAGUCCUGAAUGAAUUGAUUCUACCUUACUUUAUAACACAUGCGUUCGCAAACGCGCACAUCAUUGACGAGGACGAUAUCAUUGUCCGGCGUAUCGAUGAUAAAUAAAAAAAUUACUUUACUACUUA
This is a messenger RNA of Solenopsis invicta (red fire ant), 4214 nucleotides long. It is a transcript of the gene haf, whose product is annotated as vasorin. NCBI's taxonomy places the organism in Eukaryota, Metazoa, Arthropoda, Insecta, Hymenoptera, Formicidae. Gene Ontology annotation, molecular function: protein binding. The transcript has 7 exons. The record is from RefSeq and is a predicted model, not a curated record. Bases 451 to 3120 code for a protein of 889 amino acids.